Molecule: messenger RNA, 4130 nt
Organism: Branchiostoma floridae (Florida lancelet)
Lineage: Eukaryota; Metazoa; Chordata; Leptocardii; Amphioxiformes; Branchiostomatidae
Exons: 14
Coding region: 21-2852 (943 amino acids)
Cellular component (GO): plasma membrane
Molecular function (GO): protein binding
Source: RefSeq, a predicted model, not a curated record
CUGGUCCAAGUAGUUUGGAGAUGCUGGACUUACAGAGAAACAAACUCACGUCUAUAUCGAUCGGCACGUUCACAGGGAUCCCGCUGCUUACGGAGCUCAACCUGUCGUCUAACAACAUCUCGAAAAUAGAGGAUGGGAGCUUUGGUCGUCUCAAGAAGUUACGUGUCCUGUAUCUGAAUUCCAACCAAAUCCUUAAACUGACCAACGCGACAUUCUUUGGUAUGUCCUCCUUAACCCGUCUAACUUUGAGUAAUAACAAGAUACAGAAUCUGCCAGAUAUGGCCUUCAAUAGUGCCGGAUCGCUGGAGUUUCUGGACCUGACAUCUAACAGCAUCUCCACAAUCACCCAGUUAACAUUCUCUGGGUUGUUGAAUCUUACUGCUCUGUCUCUUAGUACAAAUAACAUCAGCUCUGUUGAGGACGGCGCGUUUCGAGAUCUGGUCAAACUAAACUCAUUGUCCUUGUGGGACAAUAAGCUGCUGGACAUCUCAGCGGCAACUUUUGUAGGUCUUGCUCCUGAAGAUAGAACAGACAACACAGGUCUGGAGGUGCUGUACCUCGCUGGCAAUCGCCUCACCACCAUCAGGAAGGAUGAUUUUGCCAGGCUCACAAAACUGACGUUUUUGACGCUAUUCCGCAACGAUAUUACCAAUGAGGGACUCGAAGAUGGUUCAUUCGCCAAUCUUGGGAACCUUGUCUAUCUAAGUCUUUACGCCAACUCUUUGACCAACAUUUCUGCAGCCACAUUUGAAGGGUUGGUGUCACUGGAGUCAUUGGGCAUUGGGAACAAUCAGAUUCGAAACUACCCACCGUUUGCUUUUGCCAACAUGCCAUCUCUAACAACCAUCAACCUAUCCAGCUAUGGCUCCACCAGAUUCACCUUGCAUCCUGAUACGUUCGGCAACCUAGCGGCACUCCGUCAUCUGAAUAUUGCUGGUGUAACAAGCGUCUGGCCGGGUGUGUUUCGGCACCUUCCUUGUCUCCAAACUGUGUGGAUGGGGGGCAGACUUACCUGCGAUUGUGAUAUACUUGAUCUAGCGACAUGGCUGAAUAGGACAGCCGUGACUGUUCGACCGUUUGAUACGUCGUCAAACCCCGUAGCUUGCCACAAUCCAUUUUACCUGAGGCGAGUACCUGUCAUGAACAUACGAGAGGAAGACUUAGGUAUGACGUGCCCAGCGACAACCGAACCACCAUAUACUGUUCAGAUCUGCCCAACACCCUCUCCUGCGACUGAAGUUAUGACGUCUUCUCGUCUUGUCACAACUCCGAGUCCAACAACACCACUUCCCUCGUCCUAUAAAACUACACAACCGGGAACCUACCCCGUUAUAACCGAGACCUGUUCUUAUCCAGUAGACCUGGUCUUCCUCCUGGACAGCUCGGAGAGUUUCAGGACAAGCGGUUUCGAGGAUGCAAAGACCUUCAUCCAGUCCGUAGUCAACUAUUUUACACUCGGAGAAAACGACACAAGGGUCGGUGUUGUCACGUACAGCAACGUUGACGCGCAGGUCACACGCGUGAAGCUAAAUGAAAACUACACCAGAGUUGAGCUCUUAACUGAGAUUCGCAACAUUCCUUACGACAGAGGUCAUACCUUCACUGGACUUGGUCUUGAUCACGUGCGUAAUAACUCGUUUCUCGAAGUAAACGGCGGGCGGAAUGAUACUCCCGACGUUUUGGUCGUGUUAACCGACGAUGACUCCGAGGAUGACGUCACCCGUCCAGCACAACUGUUACGCCAGAUGGGCAUCAAACUGUUUGUUGUUGGAGUUGGCACGGAAAGUGACAUUUCACAACCUACUCUAGAGGCUAUUGCUGGAACUCCAGACAGGGUGUUUAGGCUGACGGACCAUGACAACCUUGUGGAUGCAAUCCACCCCAUACAUAUAAGACAGGCGAUUUGUAACGCGACACCAUGCCCGCCGUUGACGGUCCCAACUAACGGAGCGCUGACUCCUCCCUCACCGCACAACUACCCUGUCACGGUUACAUUCAGCUGUAACUCGGGGUACGAACUGAACGGCGCUGAAAAUACGACGUGCCAAACUGACAGAACAUGGAGUAAUCCUGUUCCAACAUGCUCAUCUGGACAAUGUUCGACGCUGGCGGCCCCAACUAACGGAGCACGGACGCCAGCUGUCGGAGCGACCUCCUUCGGGAAUACAGUAACGUUCUUCUGUAGCAUGGGAUACACACUGAACGGCGCGACCACCGCGACGUGCCAAACUAACGGAACAUGGAGUAACCCUGUUCCGACAUGCACACCCAGAUCUUGUCCGCCGUUGACGACCCCAACUAACGGAGCGCUGAGUCUUCCCGGACCGGCAUACUCCUACCCGAACCAGGUUACGGUCACAUGUAACUCGGGAUACCAACUGAGCGGAAUCUCUUCUGUGACGUGCCUAGCUGACGGAACAUGGAGCAACGUUGUUCCAACAUGCACAAUGACGUGCCCUGAAGGCUACGGGGACGACUAUGGGUUUGGAAAGUGUCUGUACGUCCACAAACGUCCACUGAUCUACUCCGACGCUCAGGCGUUUUGCCAUGGCAUGGGUGGGAAAAUCUUUCAAUUCGACAACGCGGAAGACGUCAACAGGAUCAAGACCAUCUUUGAACGUUCCAGGACUCUCAGGCGUUUCGGGAUCUGGGUCGGUCUGACUGAAGGAACCUUCGUUUGGGCAGACGGCACACCAUUGGUCAGUGGAGAUUUCUCGGACUGGGCCCCUCAGCAAUACGACCGUAACAGUGACAAGCGUGACUGUGUGCAAAUGAAACGGAGGUUUAACUGGCAAUGGGUGGUCGGAAGUUGCAGUAGGGCAAGGAACCUCUUUCUCUGUGAGCCAAACUAAUAUGAAUGCUGCCCCUUAAGUUCUCUUUGCAGUUUUUCUUUUGGGCGGCUGAACCUUUUGUUAGUUCACGUUCACGGGCUAACCUAUAUCCGUUGUAUUGAAUUGGAUAUAGGUUACCCCUUGGAUAAAGGUGAACUAGCGUUUGCCUUUCUUUAAUUGAAACAUAUAAAUCAUUAGGCAACAUGGAAAGCGUGUACCUCUGUAAACAGCUGAACUCAUUUCUCUACUGUUAAUCGCCAUUUAUUAUGGAAAAACUGCUAUUAAUUGGCAAAGACCAAAGUGAAAGUUUCUUUUUUUAAACUACAUUUGAGAUAAAAGUGUUCGUCUUUCUUAGGGUUUAAUUGGACUCUUAUUACAAAAGUAACAGGAGCUUCUAAUUUGCUUUUCUUACCCGUUGUCACGAGUGCUUUCAUUUGCUCUCACCCUUCAUUGUUUUCCCUUACCUUAUUAUCACCGUCUUCUAUCGAAAAUGAACGUUUAGACUGGAACGAAUGUCUAUCUUGCUCUGCAUGGCGUUUAAAAAGAUGCCACUUAUGUUGUAUACCUAUCUUGACACUGUAUUUCUGUGAAUGUAUCCAUCUAUGCAGUUGCUGGUGAAUUUGAUUCUUCUUUGUCUUAAUCUUUAGUUUUUUUCGACGAUAAGAUUAGCAUUUUUUUGGUGUCUAGUUUACGUUACACUGUGGGAAUACAGGAUUUACAGAUACAACCACAGUAGUUUUUUUCUCAAUUAAACGUUUAAGAUAUUUACAAUACAGUAAUUCAGACAUUAGUGGUGUUUGUGUGUAUUUGCAUACGGUAUAUAGUCAUCAUUGGUCUUAUGUUUAAGACUAGGACACUAGGACACUUAAUAUAGAAACAUUUUCUUUGAAAUGCCUACAUUUUUCUAUAUUCAACACCACCAAAACUACUGUAAAUCAUUAUUCUUAUCUACCUUAUGUAGCCAUUGUCUGUAGCUAAAUGUCGUCUGACUUACAUUAUCUGUUUAGGUUUCAAUCAUUACUUUACGUCUCAAUUUGUAUUCGCUCUUUUAGGAAGCUAAAAAAAUGAUAAAUCGAUGUAUAGUUUUGUUGCGGUGACACGUAACACACAAGGUACACACAUACGUGCACACACACGCACACUCACAUACAUAUUACACACACAUAGAUACACACAUACACACACACAAACAUAGUUAAGAUUUAUUAUUACUCAUAUAACUUCAAAUGGUGGGGAAUAAAAUUGAGGUCACAAAAAAGAUUUAUUACUCAUAUAACUUCAAAUGGUGGGGAAUAAAAA